CUUAACUCUUCAAAAUCCUUCCCACAUCAACAACAAAUCAGAUCUCUCUCUCUUACACUCACACACACACACACACAAGCAGCAGAGUAGAGCCAGCGAGUGCGUUGGGCUAAUAGCUGAGUGCACUGUAAUCCAGGCAGUGCACUGAAGCGGGGCUUUCAGUCUAUUGUAAGCUCUCAGUUCCCACUCAGACUCCCGGCUGAACGCUCCGGCACUGCAGCGAGACAAGGAGAAGGCACGUGACGAAAUCCAUUUUCAGAUCGACCAACUUGAGUUAAAGAUGAGGCUGUGCACAUUGCAGCUUCCUUUGUGGAUCAGUCUCCUCCCUGUGGCUGCAGCCGUCGCUCCAGUGGGUUGUGCAGCUAGCCUCGACUCACUUUACUUCAACCUUUGUGAUUUAUCAGCUGUCUGGGGGAUUGUGUUACAAGCUCUAGCCAGUGCUGGCAUUCUAAGUUGCUUUGUGCUGACACUGGUUUUAUUAGCGAGCAUACCCUUUGUCCAAGACAGCAAGAGGAAGAGUACCAUUGGAAUUCAGGUUUUUUUCAUUUUUGGCACAUUCGGGCUCUUUUGCCUGGUUUUUGAUUUCAUUAUCAAUAAGGACUUCGCAACCUGCGCUUCCAGAAGGUUCUUGUUUGGCGUUCUGUUUGCAAUCUGCUUUUCCUGCAUGUUGGCACACUCUUUCAGACUGAACUUGCUUGUCAGAAAAAACAAUGGUCCUAAAGCCUGGCACAUUUUUAUCCUGGCAUUUUCUCUCACCCUUGUGGAAGUAAUAAUAAAUACUGAAUGGUUAAUAAUCACCAUUGUAAGGAAUAAUGGCACCAGUUCUGCAUUUCUUGGAGACCCUUGCAAUAUUGCUAAUAUGGAUUUUGCCAUGGCUUUAAUUUACGUUAUGUUUCUUAUCGUAGUUACAUUUGGUCUUGCUGUGUCCACUCAGUGGGGUCAUUUUAAACAUUGGAAGAAACAUGGUGUAUUUAUCCUUGUCACAGUUAGUUUCUCCAUCGCCAUCUGGAUUGUGUGGAUUGUAAUGUAUGUUUAUGGAAAUAAGAAAGUCGGAAAUCAAACCUGGAAUGAUCCAACACUCUCUAUUGCACUGGUUGCCAAUGCCUGGGUGUUUGUCUUUAUGUACAUCAUCCCUGAGAUCUGCCAUCUGACAAAAGCUAGUACGGAGCAGCAUUAUGUCGAAGAGGUGUAUCCGACAAGAGGAGUGGGUUAUGAGACCAUCUUAAAGGAGCAGCAAGCUCAACACAUGUACAUAGAAAACAAAGCAUUCUCAAUGGAUGAACCCAAUUCAGCAAACAAGCCCAAAUCCCCUUAUACAAGUUAUACUGGUUACAAUGGACAGCUUCGGAACAGUGUAUACCAGCCGACUGAAAUGGCAUUGAUGAACAAAACCAACUCGUUAGAAAAUCCCUAUGAGCAUUAUAUCCCGAGGGUCACCAUUAACCAGUCGGCAUUUUCCAGUAAUGCCUCCACCCUCCGUGCAGAGGAUGCAUUCACAGCUGAGAGCCGGCAGACUGCCCAACAAGAUGGCAGCAAUGGACCGACAUUUUAACACCUUGCAUGGCUGCAGAGAGAACACCGACAAAAUGUGAGCUCCCAAUAUGGAAGAUCUCUGUGGUGAAAAGAGUCUCUCUGCCAACAGUUUCGAAUUUUUAUUUUAAGAACUGCAACUUGCUGAGGUUGUUUCCAUGCUCUGAGUGACACUGGAUCAGUGGGAGGAAAGUCCUGUUGAUGUGGCAUUUAAGCUGGAAAUGAAAAGGAUUGUUUUCUGAAUGCAACUGGGUUUAGGCAUUCUGCUUAGCAACUGAGUCAAGCCCCAGUGAGUGGGUGACCAUACAAGGCAGGGUGGAGACUGCAUUGUCACUACUCGUUCUCUGUCUACUUUAAAGUCUUUCUGAACUCUGCUGAAUAGAUUUCUUACAGCUUUGACCCUGCACCACAUGGACUGCAGUGAUUCAAGAAGCCAGCUCACUACGACAUCCUCCUGGGCAAUAACAGAUGAAAGCAAUAAAUGCUACUACAACAACAUCCCAGACGUGAAUUUUUUAAAAAGGUAGAUAGCAUGAUGGGUAUUAAUUUUCUCUGCAGUGCAAUGCCUUGUAAAUUUGCUUACAUCAACCUCUGUACCGUUGUCUGCCUCCUGAAUGAUGUUGAGGGAGAUGCAGUAUAUGCUGUCCUUGAAAACCGCAAGAAAGAGGUACAAGCUAUGAUUGAAAAGAAAACCAGUUUCUCACCAUGUAAAAGGGAGAUGGGUUUAAUGUUCUGUGUGUGCUCUGUAAUCAGACUACUGUUCAUUCCUGUGAUAUAAAACUGAAAUGAUCUAUUUCGUAUGGACCAUCUGAAGGAAUAUAACACCCCUUUAGGAAUUGGCUUUGUCACUUCAGGUUGAACUCAAUCUGUGUCAAGACUUGGAUUGCUAUUCCUUAUGUUUUAUAGGCUAGUAAAGAAUUAAUCAUCGUAUUUCUGCAGUGACGGCUCCAAGCCUGUAACAGAAAUGUAGAAGUAGGUCACGAAACAAUCAAAGUGAACCAAACCAAAAACAAGCAUGUGUUUCAAUGCACAGUCCCGCUGUCUGAAACACAUAUCUUCAGUUUUGUUAGCAAACCAUAUUGCAUCUUUCAUUAGUGUAAUCAUCUUUGCAUUAUGUGGAUGUGUGACAAGAUGAUACUGUCUACACUGCUUUACUCUACUAUCUAUGAGAAUAGGCUGUAACAGUACUGUUACAUGAGGAUAGCCUUCGAAGGCAAAAUCAAUCAUUGAAGACACAAUUGUGAGAUUCUAGACUCUUCUCAGGACCAUAUUUUCUUCUGGCUGUAAGACAUAAAAAUUGAAUGCUAUGUGAGAUCAUAGUGGAGUGAAAGCGGGCAGAGGAAGAUAUCAAUUUCCUCUUCUGUUUUGAUUCUGCAGCUUGGUUCCAAGCUAAAAUGAAUUUAAAUGGUUAGCCUUAAAGGGAAACCUUGAGUACUGAUAACCCGGGCUGACUUCUUCCUUGAUCUGAAUUGUGGACAUGCUGGGCUGUGUGUGUACUUUGUGUGUAUGUCAGCUGGAGAACGCUGCAUUCAGGAUUUCAGAGUUGAGCUCCUGAUCAGUGAGUCCUUGCACGUGGGCAACACAUUCAGAAAGGUGCCUGUAGCGAGGCAGGAAUUACAGGAGUCAUAGUUGCUGCUGUGACAGAUGUGGUCCCUAACAAGCAGGUUCAUCCUUUAUCUUGAAGAUGGCAAGACAUUAUUAGCAUCUAAAUGCAAUUCUCCAUUUGGGUAUUGUAUGAUAGAUCAUUUAUCUAUUAAUCAUUUGGACACUUAUGUUUUUCUUGCAUAUCACGUUAAGUUAGUGUGCCAUCUGGCAUUGCAGUUAUUUAUUUAACUACCAAUUUUACUGCAUUAACAUGGAAACUAGGAGUGGGAGCAGAUGAUUGAGCCCUUCGAUCCAGCUUUGCUGUUUAAUAUGAUCAUGGCUAAGCUCUAUCUCAAUGCCAUUUCCCUGCUUUUUCUCCAUACCCCUUGAUGCUUUUAAAAUCUAAACAUGUCUGUCUCUUCCUUGAGUAUACUCAGUGACUUGGUCUCCACAGCCUUCUGUGGUACAGAAUUUCACCAGUUCACUACUUUUUCAGUGAAAAAAUGUUUCCUCAUCUCAGUCCUAAAAAGUCAACUCCAUAUCCUGAGACUGCAACCGGUGGUCCUUCAUUCCCCAGCCAGUGAAGACCUCCUCCCUGCAUCCAGUCUGUCCAGCCCUGCUAGAAUUUGGUAUGUUUCAAUCAGAUCUCCCUCUCAUCCUUCUAAACUCGAGUGAAUACAGGCCGAGUUGAACAAAUCUCUGCUCUCACAAAUGUCCUGCCAUUCCUAGUAUAAGCUUAGUGAAGCUUCCCUGCUCUUUCUCUAUGGCAAGUAUAUCCUUUCUUAUGAAGGGAGAUCAAAACUCUGUGCAUAAUUGCAGAUGUGGUCUCAUCAAAGCUGUGUACAACUAUAGUAAAACAUCCUUGCUUCUGAACGCAUGUACUCUCACAAUGAAGCCAUUGUACCAUUUACCUUCCUAAUUGUUUGUUGCACCUGCCUGUUUAUUUUCAUUGACAAGGACUCACCGAUCACACUUCCUGACAUAUCACCAUUUAAAUAAUACUCUUCCUUUCUGUUUUUCACACCGAGGUGUACUUUGUAACAUUUAGCUAUGUUGUAAUGCAUUAGCAACACGUUUGCCCACUCACAAGUUUUGUCUACAUUACCAUGUGGCCUCCUUGCAUCCUCCUCACCUCACAAUCCCCCUUAGUUUUGUGUCACUACUGUGAGCUUUUGCUGUAAAUUCUGUGUUAGGAGCAGCGCUCCGAAAGCUAGUAGUUCCAAAAAAAAACCUGUUGGACUAUAACCUGCUGUUGUGUGAUUUUUAACUUUGUCCACCCUAGUCUAACACCUCCACAUCAUGAUAGAUUCUAGCAUUUCCCCACCACUGCAUGUACUUUCUCAUUACACCAUUCUUAUGCAUGGCCUGUAUUAUACCUAGUCUGUUUUUUUUUCUCUUUCCCCUCCCCUCUUCCAAUUGUGGGGUUCCAUUUGUCCCCCUCCAGUCUGUAGCAACUGCUCCAAAGUAUAUUGAAUUUGGGAAGGAAGAUGACCACCAAAGCAUUCAAAUUUCCAAGGCCACUUCCUUCAGUACUCAGACUGUAGGGACUUGUCAGCCUUUAACCAUAUUAAUUUCCCCAGCACCAUUUUCUUAUUAAUACUGAUUUCCUUCCAUUUCACCCUCUCACUGGACCUCUGCUUCCCUAACAUUUCUGGUAGAUUAUUUGUGAAACCCUACCAAAGCAUGUGUUUUGCAAUUUUUUGUUUGCCUAUAAUUCCCCAGUGAAGGACCCACAUUUAUUUUUGCUCUUUUUCUUUUUAUAUAUUUUAGAAGCUUUUACCAUCAGUUUCUAUGUUCCUGGCAAUGAAUUCUCUCGCACUAUUUCCUCAAUCUUUGGCUGAAUUCUAAAAUGCAUCCAAUCCUGAGACUUUCACAGUUAGAAGCAACUGUUAAACCUUAUCUCCAUCUUUAUGCUGAUCAUGGUACUCCUUUCUUUGUGCUUUUUCAAAUCGUGGGACUUGUUACAGGGAUAUUCCCAAAUCUUAUUUAUCAUGAGGUCAAUAAAUCAGUCAUUACUGGUGAUGCUGACCUGCUGCUGUAAUCUGUGUCCAGUAUAUGUUUGUCAUUGCCUGCUUCCAAAGAUCUCCUCCUCUAGUAUGUCAUUCACAGCCUGUAGAGAACUCAAAAUGUCUCACUGCUUUGUUGGUAUGCUUACCACGGCCUUCACACUUUCGUAAGCAGUAAGCCAGCAACUGGUGCUAUUCCUGUCUCUGGGCAUCAGAUCCACUCCUGGCGUGUGCCAAGAGUGAAACCUAGCCUGGUCCAUGUUGGCUGUGGCAUUUUGACCAAUGUGGUUGACUCUUAGCUGCUGUCUGGGAUUAGGGAUGGGCAAUAAAUGCUGACCUAGUUAGCGAUGCCCACAUCCCAUGAGUGAGUUCCUAAUAAAAACUUUCGAGAUUUGCACGUUUGCAUAUUAUGUAAAUAGGAACAAAAUAGGUACAUUGUGAUUAGCAACUUGCCUUCAAUCCCUGAUCAAGUAAAUGAACUUUGAUGACAGAGUUAUCCAUUUGCUGUUUUUGUGAGGUUAUAUUCUCUGCAAAAGAGGAAAAUAUAGCCCUUUCACCAGGUUAUAUUUUUUUAAAUAACUAAGCUCAGCAAUAAUUUUUCUUCUUUUGGUGAAUUCAAAAGUUGGUUUAUUUGAUGGAAGUCGGUUGAGUAGAAACAGUUUGUAAUAAUUUAAGUCCUUAUAUUACUCUGUUAGCCAAAGAAUACACUUUCUAAGCUGUGGAUAUAUGUUCUGUGGCAUUUAGUGCUUAUGCUUUUUACAUGUUUUAUAAUUAGAUUUUGUUACGUUUUAAUAAUGGUAUGUUAAUUGCAUGUUUUGCUGUUAAAAUCUGGGGAAUAAGUUGCAUCAGUGUAAAGGUCACCCCCCUGUUUUUCAUGAAGAUUGCUUAGAUUCAGAUGGAUAUGUAAAUCAUUUCUGAUAAUUAGAGGAUGUGAAAGAUGUGUAACAGAUUUUUGGAUUUCUUUUUGUAUUUAUUUUUACGUUGUUAACCUACAGUUAAAUUUACACACAGUAGACUGAUCACACUCACAUGCUGAAGUUCCAAGCUUGCAUUCAUCUUUGAACUAAUAAUCAAUAGUCCUGUAUGAGUAUUUGUGAGAAUGUAACAUUCAUAUACAUUUCUGCUUUCGCCAUGUUGUAUUGUUAUGAAAGUAGUUGUCUAUUGCCCCUUCCCUUAGAAUAGACUUUGCAGUUACGAAGUGUUACAGCACAGAGAUAGGCCAUUUGGCCCAACUGAUUGAUACUGGCUCUACAUGAGCUUCCUUCCACCUUAUUUAGUAUAGCUUUCAGCACACCCUUCUAUCCCUCAUAUAUCCUGACCAGUACCUAUUGAUGUUGGGUAUGAUUAGAAAGGUAAAACAUAGCAGUCCAUCACGCAACAGCUGAUUCUCGAGGGAGCUUUUCUCUUCUGUCCCCAUCAUAAGAAAUAAAGAGGAGCAAAUCCCAAUCCCAUGACAUUAAAGGUCUCCACUCCCAAAUUCAGUCUUCUGAUUGAAAAUCCAAUAAAUUGUAAAAGGUCCAAUUGGCCUCUGACUCCAUAUUUGUCUUGCAUAGUACUGUAGAAUCACUGCGUUUUAAAUUUAGCAUUUUGGCUAUUUCCAGCAAACUCCAUUUUUGAAAUGUGGAUCUGAUUGCACGUUAUGUCUAUCUGACCAUAAUGGAAAUGCUGUCUCAUCCAACGAUGAGUGAAGUUCAGAGUAUCAGAGUUAUUUAACCUUUUUUUCCUGGGAAUGCAUGAGGAUUCCUUUGUUGCCAUUGUUUUGACUAGCCGCAAUAUAUAUUUUUUAGCUGUUAUCGUAGUUAGUUUCUGAAAGGAAACCAUUUCACAAAUGUUAGUAAGUAUGUUACGAAAUGAAUUAGGAUUUACUCAGACAACAAAGGUGUCCAAACACAAAUGCUAAGGUAAAUCCAAGACAUCUAGAUAAUUGUGUUGACUGUGUUAUACCUGAGGGGAUGUUGCUGUUUUAAUGCUACAUUUUUUUUGUUAAAAAUAAACUCUUCUUUAUAUUGCGUG
This is a messenger RNA of Hemiscyllium ocellatum (epaulette shark), 7133 nucleotides long. RefSeq names its product G protein-coupled receptor, class C, group 5, member C (gene gprc5c). Gene Ontology annotation, molecular function: G protein-coupled receptor activity; protein kinase activator activity. Gene Ontology annotation, biological process: G protein-coupled receptor signaling pathway. The transcript is spliced from 5 exons. Bases 281 to 1552 code for a protein of 423 amino acids. Gene Ontology annotation, cellular component: intracellular membrane-bounded organelle; plasma membrane; extracellular exosome. The record is from RefSeq and is a predicted model, not a curated record. NCBI's taxonomy places the organism in Eukaryota, Metazoa, Chordata, Chondrichthyes, Orectolobiformes, Hemiscylliidae.